Molecule: messenger RNA, 553 nt
Organism: Pungitius pungitius (ninespine stickleback)
Lineage: Eukaryota; Metazoa; Chordata; Actinopteri; Perciformes; Gasterosteidae
Product: mitoregulin-like
Exons: 2
Coding region: 104-274 (56 amino acids)
Biological process (GO): positive regulation of mitochondrial membrane potential
Cellular component (GO): mitochondrial inner membrane
Source: RefSeq, a predicted model, not a curated record
GUAUCGCGAGAGUUGCAUCGAUUCACUUCCUGUACGAGUGCAACACGAUUUUCAUGCCGCUCCGCCUUACACAAAUGUAUGUAAUUGCCAGCCAGAGGUGAACAUGGCCGAAAUUUCGGAGAGGACACUACAAGUCGCUGUCGUGGUCUCCUUCGCCGCCGGCUUUGCGGCGGGAUGGCAGGCGAACAGAAUGAGGAGACAGUUUCUGGACUGGAGGAAGAAGCGGCUGCAAGCCAAACUGUCAGAGACUCAGAAGAAGCUGGAUUUGGCUUGAAUGGUUUGGGGCUGUCUUGAAGGCUGGUCUUCUCUGCAGAAGCUGCUGGAUGUGCUGCACCUCGUUACUUGUGAUCUGCCCUCUUCCUACAUCCUUCGACAUGACCACACUUCAUUUAAUUCAUCGGCCAACCGAUUUGAAAUACAAAAUUGACCGUCUCACCACAGCUCAUUACUUUUGGAAGAAGUUCAUCAUCUUUGGUGUCACCUGUUUUUUUUCAGUCCCAGCUCGUCUGUAACAUACCGGGUGAAAUUGUUUUAUAAAGUUUCUGUAACUUUU